UCCCACACCCACACACAAACCCAGAAUGACUACAAGAAAGCAAAGAGACACAUUCAGCCGACAGUAGCACACAGCACAGAGAUGGAGCCACAAGAGAUCAGAGAAGGAUACUUGGUGAAGAAGGGCACGCUGUUAAACUCUUGGUCAGCAGUGUGGGUUGUGUUGUCAGAGGAUGGGCUGGAAUUCUAUAAAAAGAAAAUAGACCGCUCUCCGAAAGGAAUGAUUCCCCUGAAGGGAGCCAAACUUCUCAGCCCCUGCCAAGAUUUUCCCAAAAAGACACUGGUCUUCAAGAUCACCUCAGAAAAGAAGCAGGACCAUUUCUUCCAAGCCUCAUAUGUGGAGGAACGAGAAUUCUGGGUAAAGGACAUUAAGAGAGCUAUUACCUGUUUGGAAGGUGGGAAAAGGUUUGCCAGAAAAUCCACCAGACGCUCCAUCCGCCUGCCUGAAGUGAAUCUUACAGAUCUGUACAUGGAGAUGAAGGACCAGGACAACGGAAUAAGAGAGAUAAAACUGGAGCAGAAUAACCGACUCUUCAACUACUGCUUCACUGGUGCAACAGUGCUUGAGUGGAUGAUCUCAAACGGAAAAGCGAGAAACAGGCAUGAGGCUCUUGUGCUGGCUGUGGGGCUGAUGAAUGAAGGCUACCUCCAGCCUGCAGACGACAUGUCAAAAGAAGCUGCAGAGAGCGGAGAACAAACAACUUUUUUGGAUGACACAAAAGCUCUUUACUACUUUGCAGACAGUGGCUUCUUCUGUGAAGGUUACUCAAGUGAUGAAGAUGUGCUUGUAAAAGAAGAAUUCAGGGGAAACAUCCUCAAGCAAGGUUGCUUACUUAAACAGGGGCACAAGAGGAAAAACUGGAAGGUGCGGAAGUUUAUUUUGCGAGAUGACCCUGCUUUCAUGCAUUAUUAUGAUCCUUCCAAGGGUGAUGAUCCUCUGGGUUCAAUCCAUCUUCGUGGUGCUGUGGUCACAGCUGUGGAGUUUGUGCCUGAUGCGAAAAAGUACGACGUUGAUGGCAACCUCUUUGAGAUCAUCACCGCAGAGGAGACCCACUACUUCCUGCAAGCUGCAACAACUGAAGAAAGAAAGGAGUGGAUCAAAGCCAUACAAGUUGCGUCAAAAAGUGGAAAAUAACAGGCGCAGCAAAGCAGCAGGGGGAUAUCUGCCAGCCACGAUUGUUACAGUCCUACAUUUAUUCCCUUUUGUGGGAUUUUUUUUGGACCUAUGCAGUUUUUACCUUUCUGCAGACAUCAAAAUAAUAUGGAUACGUUUGUGCACUAUGAACAAAACAUUUUAGGAAAAUAAGGAAUAUAUGUAUUUUUGUUAAAACAAAAAAUAGACAAUUUAAAACAAAAGUCUCUUUGUAAACCUAGAUAAAAUAUAAUAAAAAACACCCUUCAUUGUGGCAUGUUGGUCACACACUGGGUUUGUCAUUUCCUCUGUUAUUUACCAUAUUCUGACAUUGUCUUUGCUAUCACACGAAAGUACUCAGUUCCUGUCAGAAAUGAUCUGCAGCAAACAGGCAUGCUGCAUCUGUGAGACAAAUUAUCUUUUUCCAGAAUGAGUCAUUUGAGUGACACCAUGGCUUCAAGAUACAAAUUUAUUUCUCGGUUACACAGAACAGGCUUCUGACUGAAUCCUUACUUUGGUGAAUGUAUUGCUGAUUUUUUUUUUUUUUAACGACCCACCUAAACAAAAAUCACGUUUUGUUGUUUUUAAUAUUUUUUGUGGUAUUUAUCUGAUGGUGGAAGUCAUGUAUAGAAAUAUUAAACUUAAAAUUGUAUUCAUGAGUAUUUCUUUAUUUAAAUCGUUGUGAAUCAGGAGCAGAUACAGAGAUGCUGUUGGAAAAACCUCGUGGGUGUGAUGUAAAAGCUACUGUGGUGAGCUACAAGCUCUCAGUUCCAUUUUGACUCAUCUGCUUUUAGACGACUAGAUCCAUGUAUGUCCUCGUUUUCCCAUCCGGGGUUGACAUCUGGCUCCAAACUGUCCGGCUGGAUCGCUCCAGAGUUGCUCGCCGGUAAUUUUAGGUUGAGGGGUGCUGUAAACCAGCAGGACAUGCAUGUUGCAAAGUGGUGGCGGGCUUACUCCUCACCAUCGGUUCUGCCUACAAGUCAGAGGCGGAUUUCUAAUGAACUACCUACACUCUGCAGAAAAUAUGUCCUAGAAACAGUUUUUUUGUUGUUGUUUUUUGGCUAAAAGAACAGAAUCAUAAUUAAAAGACAACUGGGAAGGUUCGGUAAAUAUCAAAAGAUGAUCUGAGUGGGUCUUUAAGCAUUAACACUCAUGUGAUACAGAGUGAGACACUGAGCACAAUGCUAUUUCCAUGUGAGCAGACCUGUGGUAUAUUUAUCAGUCAAGUCUGGUGUUUCACUUUGACUAUAUCUUUUGUGUAGAUCACUUGACAUGAGCACGGAAUGUGGUUUCUAUUUCGUUGAAAACCACAAUUUUAAGAUGCAUUGUAUUACUGUUCCAUUAACUGCUUUCUGAACCAACUUGGCACCUUAAGAGCUGUAGUAUAUUGCUGCUUCAAAAUUGCCUCAUAUUCCUUCACACAUUAAAUGUAUUUUAUAAUUCCAACACUGGAGGGCACCAGAUAACAACCUAACACUGAAGAGCAAUUUACAAAAAAAAUUAGAAAACUUUUUUGUUUGUUUUAACUUGUUACAAAAACAGAAAGUAAAGAGAAACUUGGGAAAUUGGAUUCCCUUGAAACUUGAAUGUGUAUAACAAUAAGUUUGCACUUUUUCAUAAAAAAUGUUUGUUGUCUGAUAUGUUUAUUUCAAAAAGGCAGAUGUUUAACAAACCUGAUAGUUUACAGGAUACAUCUGUCACUAGAAUUGGUACAUGGAAAUUAUAGUGGUGUAAUGUAUCCCGUCUGUUCAUUGUAUAUUGUAAAAAAAUUGCUUUUUUUUCCAGUAGCCUUAAAGGCAAGGCUUUGAUGCGUGUAAUGGUCCUAAGCAAUAAAAAAGACGUGUUAUCAAGA
This is a messenger RNA of Oryzias latipes (Japanese medaka), 2983 nucleotides long. RefSeq names its product pleckstrin (gene plek). Lineage: Eukaryota; Metazoa; Chordata; Actinopteri; Beloniformes; Adrianichthyidae. Gene Ontology annotation, cellular component: plasma membrane. The record is from RefSeq and is a predicted model, not a curated record. Gene Ontology annotation, biological process: actin cytoskeleton organization; intracellular signal transduction.